Messenger RNA from Homo sapiens (human), 982 nucleotides. It is a transcript of the gene FSCN2, whose product is annotated as fascin actin-bundling protein 2, retinal. Gene Ontology annotation, biological process: anatomical structure morphogenesis; actin filament organization. Gene Ontology annotation, cellular component: cytoskeleton; actin cytoskeleton; stereocilium. NCBI's taxonomy places the organism in Eukaryota, Metazoa, Chordata, Mammalia, Primates, Hominidae. The record is from RefSeq and is marked reviewed. Gene Ontology annotation, molecular function: actin filament binding; protein-macromolecule adaptor activity.
AGAGGCGGGUCAGAGCAGGCAGGGGGUUCGUGACGCCGGCUGGGUCUGGGGGCUGUGGGCCAGCCGAGCCGACCCGGGCUUCUGGGGGACCGCGGGGGCCGUGAGCACUCAGAGGGCGCAUCCCAGGCCCCUCCGGGGACCCGGCCAGCCUGAAGAUGCCGACGAACGGCCUGCACCAGGUGCUGAAGAUCCAGUUUGGCCUCGUCAACGACACUGACCGCUACCUGACAGCUGAGAGCUUCGGCUUCAAGGUCAAUGCCUCGGCACCCAGCCUCAAGAGGAAGCAGACCUGGGUGCUGGAACCCGACCCAGGACAAGGCACGGCUGUGCUGCUCCGCAGCAGCCACCUGGGCCGCUACCUGUCGGCAGAAGAGGACGGGCGCGUGGCCUGUGAGGCAGAGCAGCCGGGCCGUGACUGCCGCUUCCUGGUCCUGCCGCAGCCAGAUGGGCGCUGGGUGCUGCGGUCCGAGCCGCACGGCCGCUUCUUCGGAGGCACCGAGGACCAGCUGUCCUGCUUCGCCACAGCCGUUUCCCCGGCCGAGCUGUGGACCGUGCACCUGGCCAUCCACCCGCAGGCCCACCUGCUGAGCGUGAGCCGGCGGCGCUACGUGCACCUGUGCCCGCGGGAGGACGAGAUGGCCGCAGACGGAGACAAGCCCUGGGGCGUGGACGCCCUCCUCACCCUCAUCUUCCGGAGCCGACGGUACUGCCUCAAGUCCUGUGACAGCCGCUACCUGCGCAGCGACGGCCGUCUGGUCUGGGAGCCUGAGCCCCGUGCCUGCUACACGCUGGAGUUCAAGGCGGGCAAGCUGGCCUUCAAGGACUGCGACGGCCACUACCUGGCACCCGUGGGGCCCGCAGGCACCCUCAAGGCCGGCCGAAACACGCGACCUGGCAAGGAUGAGCUCUUUGAUCUGGAGGAGAGUCACCCACAGGUGGUGCUGGUGGCUGCCAACCACCGCUACGUCUCUGUGCGGCAAGG